GUUGGUCACACUGCAAGUGGCAUUUUCGCACACAAAUUUGAAAUUUUGUAUAUUGAUUUAAUCAUGCAGUUAAUUUCGACCUCCAAGAAGACCGUGCUCUCCGACUUUGCCGACUUGGAGACAAAGUCAAUAUAUGUACAUGAAAAUGGAGAGCCGACAGAUUUUCAAUUCAAUGCCCAGCGACGGGUCUUCGUCGAGGUGGAUAAGAUGGCGGGCUUGGCUGUGAUGCGCAUACGAGAGAAGGAGGAAAAAGCACCCGAGAUACAACGAGUCCGCAAAUUAACCAUCGAUAAUGCGUUUUGUGUUUGCUGUGCGAAGCAGACGUCUGAGGAGAUCGCCCUGGGCCAGUCCAGUGGCUGUGUGAAGCUAUACAACUAUCGCACCGCACAGCUAAUCCACAGAUUUCCAGCGGAUCAGCAGCGCAGCACUGUCAUCUAUGUGGACUACAAUUGCACGGACGAGUAUAUAGCAGCGGUGAAGGAGGGCGGCGCCAUCAAUAUAUUCGGCACCAAGACGAAGCAAAAGAUUAACACAUUCACCAUCGAUGAGCAGUCCACCUUGGCGCGCUUUCAUCCGAGCAAACGGUUUCAGCUCUCGAUUGCCUCAUACAAGGGCGCCGUCACUGUCUAUGAUUUCCAGAGCAAACGCAAGAUCUUUCAUGUGAGCGAUGCCCAUGAUGCGCCUUGCCGUGACGUUAGCAUGUGCACGGCCCAGCCCUCGCUGCUGGUCAGCGUUGGGUACGAUUGCAAGAUAAAUAUCUUUGAUAUUCGCCGCAAUCGGGCACAGCCCGCGUCUAGCCGGCUCACCUAUUCGCAUCCCUUGUCCACGGUGGCGCUCAGCGAGUGCGGCACCUACUUUUGUGCGGGAAAUCUCAAAGGUGAACUGAUUGCCUACGACAUACGGAACAGCAAGUCGCCGCUGGCCGUGCGUAGUGUCCACGAUGGUGCCGUGAGUCGGGUGGCCUUUGUGCCCACGCCCAUGGAGGAGCAGCAGAGCAUUAGUUUCUCCAGCGCUGGCAACGUGACCAGCGAAGCACCCAAAGUGGAACGCGUGCCCAGCGACGAGCUGCGCAAGUCUAUUGCCGCCAAUUUGCUGAGCACUCAGCAGCAGCUGAAUAGCAUCACCAGCCUGGGCUAUGGCACGGGAGGAUGUGGCAAUGCUCGCCCACAGCGGGACUCAUUCUGUGACUUUCUCGAUGCCCAGGGACCGCGGGUCGUCGAGCGCAUGUCCACGCGUCUGACCAUGCAUCGCGAUAGCUUCGACUGGGAGACGUUGGGCCGCAAGCCCAACGACAAUACGCAGCGACUGAGCAUAUGUCCAGCGGGUGGCUCUGGUCUCAGCUCUGUGGACAACUCGUGCAACAGCUCCAAUGCCGAGUCUUUGCAUCAAACAUUGAGCGGACCACUCAAGGAUCGCAGCAACAUUUCUGGCGAUGCGAAACUAAUGAAAAUCGCCGAGACCGAUGAGCACAGCGAAGUGCCAUCUGACAACUGCUCGUUGGCCAGUGCCAGCAGCACCACGGGCAGCGACAAGGAGAAUCCCCAAGUGAUGGAAGCCGAACUGAAACGCCGCCUGCGCAUGCUUUCGGCCAGCAGAAAUAGUACCCCACAUCAUGUCAACCUCACGCCACAGUCGUCGGGUACACAGCUGAAGCCGCAGCAAUUGCUGGCCAAGUCAUCCAGUGGCUUGUCCGCCCAAUCGGAUACGGAUGUGCGCAGGGAGAUGGGAGAGUUGCGCGAAUUGGUGGAGCAACGCUUCGGGCAUCUGGAGAAGGAGCUCAAGUAUGCGAGCGAGAAGAACAAGUGGCAAAUAAUUGGCCAGAUGUCCAACUACUGGAAUAGUCAGCUGGAGAACACACAAGAGAUUCGCGAUGGCCUGGCCCUGCUGCUGCAGGGCGAUCGUUUCAUGCACGAGUUUACGCGACUGCAGCACGAGAACCAGAUGCUCAAGGCACAAGUGCGGCACCUGCUGAGAGAAAGAGAAGAUGGCGACAAUGGCGGAUCCGCUGGCGAGUGAUGUGUCUUUUAUUAUGCAUUUUUAAAGCGUUUACAAUUAUUUUUACUAUUUUUACCAAGCUAUUUAAUGCUCAACUGUUUGUUACUGAUGAAUCUUUAAAAGAAUUUUGUAUACAGGA
Messenger RNA from Drosophila obscura, 2134 nucleotides. RefSeq lists its product as uncharacterized. Gene Ontology annotation, cellular component: spindle pole; pericentriolar material; ciliary basal body. The transcript is spliced from 4 exons. The record is from RefSeq and is a predicted model, not a curated record. Bases 64 to 2016 code for a protein of 650 amino acids. NCBI's taxonomy places the organism in Eukaryota, Metazoa, Arthropoda, Insecta, Diptera, Drosophilidae. Gene Ontology annotation, biological process: microtubule nucleation; mitotic cell cycle. Gene Ontology annotation, molecular function: gamma-tubulin binding.